AUGGACUGGCGGGACGGGAAGCUGGGAUGUGAAUUACAGCUUGGAGAAACUAUAAGAGAUGCCAAAUGGCUGCAUAACGACCAGUUCUUUGCCGUGGCGCAGAAAAAAUAUGUCUACAUUUACGAUCAUGCUGGUGUUGAGAUACACUGUUUGCACAAGCAUGUUGAGGCCACACACCUGGAAUUUCUUCCGUACCAUUUCCUUCUUGCUAGUGUUGCUACCAGCGGAUACCUCAAAUAUACAGACACCUCCACAGGCCAACUGGUAGUAGAACUGGCUACCCGUCAAGGCUCCCCAACAUCCCUUUGUCAAAACCCCUAUAACGCCAUUCUACACGUUGGACACCAAAACGGCACCGUCUCUCUCUGGUCUCCCAACUCUUCAACUGCCCUCGUCAAGGCCCUCACCCACCGUGGACCCGUCCGAUCAGUGGCAGUCGACCGACAGGGACGAUACAUGGUAUCAACAGGUCAAGAUAUGCGCAUGGCAAUAUGGGAUAUCCGCAUGUUCAAGGAGGUACACAACUAUUCCGUUCCCCAACCCGGCUCAAGCGUUGCCAUUAGUGACCGCGAACUCACUGCGGUCGGCUGGGGUACACAAGUCAGUGUAUGGAAAGGACUAUUCACGGCUGCAGCUGCAGACCAAGAGAAGGUGCAAAGUCCAUACAUGGCCUGGGGCGGCGAUGGGAAGCGCAUCGAGCGCGUCCGCUGGUGUCCAUACGACGACAUUCUCGGAGUGUCGCACGAGAAGGGAUUCUCCAGCUUAAUCGUGCCGGGCAGUGGAGAGCCCAACUUCGACGCCUCUGAAGUCAAUCCAUACGAAACCACCAAGCAGAGACAGGAGGCCGAAGUACGAGGCCUACUUACAAAACUGCAGCCAGAGAUGAUCUCACUCAAUCCGCACUUUGUGGGAAAUAUUGAUAUUGUGAGCGAUGCUGUGCGCAGGAAGGAGCGCGAUCUCGAUAGGAAACCCGAUGAUAUUAUUGAGAAGUUGAAGAAUCGCGGUCGUGGGAGGAAUAGUGCGUUGCGCAAGUAUUUGCGCAAGAGGGGAUAUAAGAAUGUUAUUGAUGAGAAGCGGCUUAAGGCUGAGGAGCUCCGGAAAGAACGCUCGUCUAGGGCGAAGGAGAAUUUGCAGCGCCAAAAGGCUGGUUUGGGACCUGCCCUUGGGCGCUUUGCGAGAGUGAAAUCUUUGUGA
This is a messenger RNA of Paracoccidioides brasiliensis Pb18, 1194 nucleotides long. RefSeq lists its product as uncharacterized. The record is from RefSeq and is a predicted model, not a curated record. Gene Ontology annotation, biological process: maturation of SSU-rRNA from tricistronic rRNA transcript (SSU-rRNA, 5.8S rRNA, LSU-rRNA). The transcript is spliced from 2 exons. Gene Ontology annotation, molecular function: protein binding. The coding region runs from base 1 to 1194 and encodes 397 amino acids. Gene Ontology annotation, cellular component: small-subunit processome; 90S preribosome; nucleolus.